Bufo bufo (common toad) is the source of this 1098-nucleotide messenger RNA. Its product is annotated as red-sensitive opsin. The record is from RefSeq and is a predicted model, not a curated record. Gene Ontology annotation, biological process: visual perception; G protein-coupled receptor signaling pathway; phototransduction. Bases 1 to 1098 code for a protein of 365 amino acids. Gene Ontology annotation, molecular function: G protein-coupled receptor activity. The transcript is spliced from 6 exons. Lineage: Eukaryota; Metazoa; Chordata; Amphibia; Anura; Bufonidae. Gene Ontology annotation, cellular component: photoreceptor outer segment; membrane.
AUGGCGGUAUCAUGGAAUGAAGCUGUAUAUGCUGCCCGGAGAAAGCAUGAUGAGGAAGAUACCACCAGAAGUAGUAUUUUUACAUACACUAACAGCAACAACACACGGGGUCCCUUUGAAGGUCCAAAUUACCACAUUGCACCUCGAUGGGUUUACAACAUCACUACCCUCUGGAUGAUAUUCGUUGUAGCGGCCUCUGUUUUUACAAAUGGUCUGGUCUUGGUAGCUACAUUCAAAUUUAAAAAGCUUCGCCACCCCUUGAACUGGAUCUUGGUCAACUUAGCUAUUGCUGACCUUGGGGAGACAGUUAUUGCCAGCACCAUUAGUGUCUUCAACCAGAUUUUUGGUUACUUCGUCCUUGGUCAUCCAUUAUGCGUAAUUGAAGGCUAUACUGUUUCAGUUUGUGGAAUCACUGGUCUCUGGUCCUUAACUGUAAUUGCCUGGGAACGAUGGUUUGUGGUCUGCAAACCCUUUGGAAACAUUAAAUUUGAUGGAAAAUUGGCUGCUGGUGGCAUCAUCUUCUCCUGGACUUGGGCAGCUUGCUGGUGUGCACCACCAAUAUUUGGCUGGAGUAGGUACUGGCCCCAUGGCUUGAAGACCUCUUGUGGUCCAGAUGUGUUCAGUGGCAGCACUGACCCAGGAGUCCAGUCUUAUAUGUUGGUGCUCAUGACCACUUGUUGCAUUCUUCCACUGUCUAUUAUCAUCCUCUGUUACAUAGCUGUAUGGUUGGCUAUUCGUAAGGUUGCACAGCAGCAGAAGGAGUCAGAAUCCACUCAAAAAGCUGAGCGUGAGGUUUCCAGGAUGGUGGUUGUCAUGAUCCUUGCUUAUUGCCUUUGCUGGGGACCAUAUACAAUUUUUGCUUGUUUUGCUGCUGCCAGUCCCGGCUACAGUUUUCAUCCUUUGGCUGCCUCCUUGCCUGCCUUUUUUGCUAAGAGUGCCACCAUUUACAACCCAGUUAUCUAUGUUUUCAUGAACAGACAGUUCCGGAACAGUAUCUAUCAACUAUUUGGCAAAAAGGUUGAUGAUGGCUCAGAAAUGUCAAGCACAUCUAGAACAGAAGUCUCAUCAGUUUCUAACUCUUCUGUGUCACCUGCAUAA